Messenger RNA from Ylistrum balloti, 1350 nucleotides. RefSeq lists its product as uncharacterized. Lineage: Eukaryota; Metazoa; Mollusca; Bivalvia; Pectinida; Pectinidae. Gene Ontology annotation, cellular component: nuclear speck. The record is from RefSeq and is a predicted model, not a curated record. Gene Ontology annotation, molecular function: RNA binding. Gene Ontology annotation, biological process: mRNA splicing, via spliceosome. The transcript has 8 exons. The coding region runs from base 1 to 1350 and encodes 449 amino acids.
AUGACCUGUCCCAGGCUGGUCUCCAAAGAUUUAGUCUCUGUGUAUGUUGGACAUAUCCAUCAUGAGGUCACCAAGGCUGAAUUGGUUGAACUAUUCAGUGGGUGUGGCAGGGUUGAAGAUCUCUUCAUUGUAGAGAACCAGCGAGCUGGAAGCUACAACUUUGGGUUUGUUCGAUUCAAGAAGAUGGAGAGUGCUGUGAAAGCAGUAACAGAUCUACAUCGCUGGAAACUCCAUGGAACCACGCUUGUGGUUGACCUGGCAAAGGAUACAUUUGAAAAGUUCGAGAAAGGAAACAUCAACAGGGAGGAUUUGUAUGGUAAAAAGGAAGGAGAUAAAGCUUCUAGCAGAGUUACCCAAAGUCCAGUAGGCACAAUGUCGGGGGUCAAUCCUGGGGUCAAAGAUGUCAUGUAUAUGAGCAGAGUUAGGGAGACUUGUAUCUCACUGGACUUGGAUGCAAGACUGAAGAUGCAAACAUUACCUGGCUAUGGAUCACGUUUGAACCAUGUGGAUGUUGACUGUCUUAUGGAAGACAUCAGUAAGGCUAAACAGGAUCGAGUUUCCACACAGUGUGAACCACUACCAGAAGAAGCUAGCAUAAAGAAUGUUAAGGAGAAACUGUUGCUUGGGACUGGAGAUGACUUGGCUUUGGGACGAGAGAAAGUGAAGGACUUUGUAUCAGCCUUAAGUGAUGUGAUGGGCACCAUCAACACCUUUCUGAAAGAGCAUCAGCUGGAGGAGUUGGGUGAGGAAAACAAAAUUGCUGAAUGUAAAACUGAAAUUACAUCAGACAACCUACAGAGUGAUGACAGCCGGCUUCAGGAUUACAAACAUGAGGAUAACAUACUGUCAGACACAUCACCCAGAUCUGAGAUGGUUGGUUCAAUUUCAGUAGCCUUGAAAGAUGUACCAGACCUAGACCCACUGUCUAGAGAGAGUAGCAUAUCCUCCUCAGAUGACAGUGACACAGGGGUGUUUGGGGGAGACUCUGGUGUAGAGUUUGAUCAUAAAUCUUGUGGAGGGGCAGCUGUGAUUCAGGGAGAUAACAGCCCAUUAACAGAACUCAAGUCUGACAGCACACCUGCUGCUAAGAAAUCUGACACCCAUUUUAAUCCUGUUGUCCAGAACUUCUUUGCAAGAGCUUCUCUAGGGCGAGGGAGAGGAUAUGGGCGUGGUACUCCUGCAGCAAUGGGCUAUGGAAGAGGCAUGGCAACACUACCUUUCCAGGGCUAUGGCAGAGGUAAUCGUCAUAUGAUCAAAAUAGGUGGCUGUCUUGUAUUGGACAGUAGUUUUGGAGGAGAAAUUGGAAGUGAUAUUGUAGCUGGAUUCUGCCUGUUGAAAAUCCUGGUGUGA